Molecule: messenger RNA, 387 nt
Organism: Capsella rubella
Lineage: Eukaryota; Viridiplantae; Streptophyta; Magnoliopsida; Brassicales; Brassicaceae
Exons: 1
Coding region: 90-242 (50 amino acids)
Source: RefSeq, a predicted model, not a curated record
CAUUUCAAGCUCAGCACCCUUUUGUAGUUCUGUACAUCUCUCUAUAAUCCUCUUUCAUAGAUAUAACCAAAACCAAGAGAAGAGGAACAAUGAUGUCUUUCGUUGCAAACUUGGUCAUCAAGAGCUUUGACCGUGCUUCUACGGUAUGUGUUGAAGAUGUGGUGGAUAGUUCUCGAGCAGCUUAUGUUGAGAAUGGUGGUGAUGACGAUGACAGUGGCUAUGAUUAUGCUCCCGCUGCGUAAUUGUGUCCUACUAGUAUAUGAAUGUAAUUUAGCAGGAAAAAAAAAAAGAGAGACAGAUAUGAUAAGGUAAGUUAGAUAUCUAGCUAGGUUGUGUAUGUAUAGUGUUGUGCGUCUUCUUACAGAUGAUCAAACAUCUCUUCCUUAA